UCUCCAACAAAACAAUUCUUGAGGUCUGACUGGUCUUUUAUUUGACAUUUAAACAUUUAUCUCUCGUUAUAUCUCUCUCUCACUAUUUUGAUUGCGUCCUCUAUCGAAGUAGGUAUUACAGGCAGAUUUCCGAACAUUGUGAUGUUCCGUGUGUGCUUAGAACAGACACACGCCACCGAGAAGUGAGCAGAAUUGGCUCGCUGCCGGGGCAGCCCCAUGCCGGAGAUCGCUCAGCGGCCGCUCUUUCGGCCGUUUCUUGGGAAGCUAGCGCCGAGGCACCUUCCUCUCAAGCUCCUUGAACUUCUGAGCCGGCUCAGUCUCUUCCAUCAUCUGCUGCAUGGUCCAAGAAAACGAGCGAUAGCAGCUUCUAUAGGGGCACCGGUGGACCUAGAGGGGUGUACACUUGGAACACACACACACACCCAGGAAUACACUCACAGACAAAAACAUACAACGCCAACUGUAGGGGAUGGAGCGCUUAUGGAGCAUGCGACGCGUGCGCAAACAGACGAACCAACGGACAAAACGGGAGACAGGAAGUUACUACUCGGGGGUUACCACUGCGUGCUCUCUCUCUCUCUCUCUCUCUCUCUAUCUCUCCCCACACAUACAAACACAAACACGGGCACGCGCGCGCGCGCACAUGCCUCCCACACACUCACACAUACACACAAGCGCGGGUUGGUGAAACGUUUUUAUAGUUUGUCUUCCAGCUCCAGUCAUAGCAAGACUUCCUCUGCGAUGAGUUUACAUAACCCGCUCUAGGGCUACCAUACCAGCGCUAAACGGCCACUAGUCAGCGACGACAGCCCAGAGAUCAAGCACGAGUCAAGAUCAGACCAACCGAACCACUGAAUUGUGAAUUGAUAGUGUUCAAGCACCCAAGAUUGUGACGGUGAAUGGAGUAGAGAGGACGGGCGGCGACAUGCAACACGCUUGAUUCAGUCGAUACAUGAGGGGGUGACAUCGAGAUGGGCCAGGGGCUCGAACCGUCAACUGCAGAUCUCUUUCUGUUCUCCCGGUCGCAGCCCCCCCAGCUUCCGUCUCGUACCGAUUUCUUCGAGCGAUCGAAGAAGCAAGCGCAUACUAGGGACAACAGUAUAGGCAGCAGCAGCAGCAGCAGCGAGCGAGGAAGCGGCAACGGAACGAGCAGCGACGACGUACGGUUUGCGCUGACCAGCAGCAGCACAGACACACUAGCAGCUGCCCAUCACGCACGGUGGCAACGGUGGCCCGCACUAUCACAUCACCACCAUCACCACCACUACUACUACUAUUACUACCACUACUACAGCUACUUGCCGCAGUACAUCGGUGCGAUUGGCGCACGCGGUGGAUGCCGUACGUUUGACGUACUCUUCAAACAUUCAUGAGUUUUCAACUAACGCACGCAACAAUGGAGUUUGGCUAGGAAAGGAACGUCGUCAGUGAUCUGCGCUUCAGGUGAAACAAAUCUCGUACCAAGAGAGACAGAGAGCGAAAGAGCGCGAGAGAGCGAGCGAAGGCAAAUGUAGUUGACACAUCAAACACACACAUACACACAGAUCCACACUGACGCACGUGUGGCCGAACUCCAGUAACACAGCAACAACAACAGCAGCAGCAGCAGCAGCAGCAAAAAGAAACAAUACUAAAAGCAACAACCGAAAGCGACUACUACUGCAGACACCUAUACACAACCUUCUGGGAAGCAGAGCAGCUAAACCAGGCAACAACCGUCACACACACAUACACAAACACAUACCGUCUGGAGGCGCUUCCGAAACCAUAUCCACAAUCCAAUACGGGUAUUGUUCCCCAUUCAUCCGUUUUGCAUUUGUCAACCACGCAUCACCACGCUCGACGUGCGGACACUGCCGGUCAAGCGGUAAAGUGUAGGUGUGUGUAAGGAAAGCAUCGGCGCUAGGACAGAGAAAGCGAGAACGAGCGUACAGCACGACGCCUAGUAUUACGGCAGCGCACCGGCCGUGUCUGCUUGCGAGUAUCAUCCAGCACACUCAAUCGCCUAACCUUAGCACCAGUAGAUGAACCGUGCGCCAUGGUUGCGUCCACCCAGUGAGCGCAAUCGCAUCGCAACUCUCCAAUAACAACAAUAUCUGUAAGACUCUGUUACAAUACCGCCAGUACCUUUGCUACUACUACUACUACUACUACUACUACUACUAUUACUAGUACUACUCCUACUACUGCUAGGAUUUCAACUACUACUACUGUGCUAUCGUCUACACUCUUUUACCCUGUCUGUGGUUAAGACAUCCACCGUACAUUAGUAGAUAGUUUGGUCCACCGUUGGACUCAAGGCCCCCAAUCGACAGUGUCUGCAAGAUCUGGGAAUCUGGGCGUUAAACCUCCUACCUAUCCGAUUCAGUAAAUCGGGAGCCAAUCAAUAGCAGUACUAUCCACAAAAAAAAACACCAACAAUCAAUAGCCUGUCCCUCAGCAGCCUCGAUACCCGAUAAUCACGACUACCAGCUAGGACGACUCUCAAGCUAGGGAGUUUUUCCCCUCAAACCAAACUUUUGAUACUAACGCAAGGUGCUCAGACUCUAACGGCAUCGGAUCCACAAAAACCCGCCCCUCUCAGCGAAUCAAAUGGCCAUGGAUCCGCCCGACGUAGUGCUGUCGCCGGAGCGCGAGAGCAGCCUGGUAGCGACCGCUGGCAGCAGCAGUGGUGGUGGUGGCAGCAAGUCGACUACGGCCGCUCUGCUCCAGUUACAGCACCGGGCAGCCCAUCCACAGACUCCACCGGCUGCGUUUCAUCUAACCGGCGGCGGUGUAGGCGAGCCGGCACUGCAUCAGCAGCGCUCGGCACUGCUGGUGCAGCAGUCCUCUACCACUACGACGCCACCAGGCAGUAGUGGUGGUGGCUCUGCUGCUGCUACUGCCGGAGUCACGCAGCUAACAGGCAUUGCCGUGCCGACGGCACUGCUAGCCUCGGCCGGUCAGCUGCAAUCGGUGGCCGGUGGAUCGAACAGCUCGGCGGUCGCCACCCCUUCCGGUCUGACGACGACGGGGUCGAGCGGUACGCAGCCAGCGCCUCCGAUCGAGCGACUCUCCCGACCGAUGGCGUUCGAUAAGAUGGAAUCACUAGUCCGCGAGAUGCAAGACUCGGAGAACGGUGUGCCAGUGCGCAGCCAGAAGCUAUUCCUGACCUCCAUACCAUCGGCUUUCAUGGGAUACGACCUGAUCGAGUGGCUGAUGGAGCGGCUAAGCAUCGAAGAGUCGGAGGCACUGAACAUUAGCAACCAGCUGUGCCAGCACGGUUACUUCUUUCCCGUCUCCGACUCGAAGACGCUGAUGGUGAAGGACGAUUCCUCGCUGUACCGCUUCCAGACGCCGUACUACUGGCCCUGGCAGCAGAAGGCGCCCGAUCAGAUCGAGUACGCCAUCUACCUGGCCAAGCGGUCGCUCCGCAACAAGCAGCGGCACGGGCUGGAGGACUACGAGACCGAGGCGCUCGCCAGCCUGCACAAAAACCUGAAGGGCAAGUGGGACUUCAUACUGAUGCAGGCGGAGGAGCAGGUGCGGCUGGCGAAGGACCGCAAGAAGGGCGACAAGAUCGUGGGCGAUUCGCAGGAGCGCGCCUACUGGCGGGUGCAUCGGCCGCCGCCCGGCCAGUUCACGCCACUCGAGCCGUGCCCGAUACCGUCACGCGACCGGCAGGGCAAGCCGCGCAAGCGCACGGUCGAGGACUGGCAGCGGGAGGUCGACAUACUGAAGGCGUCGCUCGGGCGGAACCGGGUGAAGAUGUCACAGGCGUGCGAAAGCCUGGUCGUCUACUACGAAACGUUCAGCGAGUACGACCCGAUGAUGCAGCCGCCGCUGCCGUCGAACCCGUGGGUGACAGAGGACGUCAGCUUCUGGCAGCUGAACCACCCGGUGGUUGAGGUGCUGACCGAGAAGCGCGUCAAGCGCUGGGGCAUCUCUAUCGAGGAGGUCGUGUCGGACCCGACCGGGCUGCAGGAGUUCACGCACUACCUGAAGAAGGAGUACUCGCACGAGAACAUACGCUUCUGGAUGGCGGUGAACGAUCUGCGCCGCUCCUCGCACUCGCAGAUAUCGCGCAAGGUGAAGGAGAUCUACGAAGAAUUUCUCGAACCAGGCGCACCCUGCGAGAUCAACAUCGACGGUAAAACGAUGGAGAAAGUUCAGCUCGGGUUGAAGAAUCCGUCCCGGUUUGCGUUCGAUGCAGCGGCCGAGCACAUCUACACACUGCUGCUGAAGAAGGACUGCUACCCGCGGUUCGUGCGCUCGGAGCACUACAAGAACCUGAUGGCGAACGCGAUCCAGCCGUCGCUCAAAAAGCGCUUCUUCGGCUUCGGCGGCGGUGCCAAGAAGAAGGGUUCAACCUCGACCGCGCCCAACCCAUCAAUGCUUACCCAGCCAUCCACCGGACAGUCUGGGUCGGGCAACGUGAACAGCCUGUCCAAGCGACGUGGCAGCGACCGCAGCCUGUCGGGAUCGGCCCACGAGCUGGCGAUCUCGGGCGUGAAGGACUGUUCCAAAGUGCCACAUUCUCAUAGCCAAAGCAAUCUGAGUGACAUUCCGUACAGCGUAUCGAUCUACCGUGGUGAUAUGCCGUCCGGUAUAUACGAGGGUGUAUCGUCAUCUUCCAGCAGUACACCCGUGCGAGGCAACGUACGAGUGACGGUUGGAAAGCAACAAGAGAUGAACAAAAAUCUCGGAACGACACUCGAGGUAACGCUGGAAGGGGCCGUGUCUGGUGCGUGUGCCGUCUGCCCCUGGGACACGCCCGUGAUCGAAAAGCCAGCCGCAGAGUCGGCCGUCUCGGUCUCGGUGUGCCCGUGGGACAGUGCCGACGCCAAGCUGCCCACCAAGACGGACAGCACCAACAGCAGCAAGUCGAAGCAGCACGGCGACCAUCAUCCGCCGCACAGCACGGCCGAGAUCAGCGAGGUGUCGGAGCGGAUGAAGCGCUCGUGCGGUUUGCGCCAGAACACGCUCGACGGUGACUUUCACAGCACCAAGCGGUUGGCACCGGUUGUGACCGAGCAGCGGCGGGCUUCCAUGACGAUGGCGCCGAGGCUGUCCGAUCUGCAGUUCUGUAUGCGCGCGAACUCGACCGGCAGUGGGGCGACGCCGCCCGACAGUACCGCCUGCCUGGCGAACCUGCCGUCCCAGCAGCAGCAGUACCUGCAGCACCAGUCGUCGGUGCGCAUUUCGCAGGGUUCGCUCUCGACGAGCUUCGAGGAGAAGGAGGAGGGAGGCUCGGGCACGGUAUUCUACCAGCAGGAUGGAACGUCCGGCGCCCCUACUCCAAUCGGCGAGGAGCGCGCUGGACAGGCCGGCACGGUGGCGGACGACGUAGCGCAGCAGGACCGUGGUCCGGGCGACAAUCCGGAUGCGGCUGAAGGGGCGGCUGGGGCACGCGACGCGACGCCCCAAGCGCAGCCAGAGGCGGACGUGCCACCAGUACUGCCCGCCGCUACGUCCACUGAGCCGCUCGGUGCGGCUACAGAACAGGUCGGCACGCAGCAGCAGCCGUACGGCGGCGUACCAGCGGCUGCGGUGUGCCCCACGUCGAACCCCACCACCACCACAAACACCACGAUCACCACCACCACCACUACUAUCUGCACCUCGUCGGCCGGUGCGGGCCGGGCGAUGGCGAGGGAGGCAAACAGUCAGCGUCCGACGAACGUGGACACUGCACCGGAAUCAACCACAGGCACCCCUAGGAUAAGUGUAAUCUAUGCAAACACACCCGACGACGACGACGAGCCGGCGGAGGAGUACGAGCUGGCAGUGGGCAGCGAGCCGGAGGCGACAGUGCGGGAGGCAAGCGUCCAGCACGGCAGCCCAGCGGCUGAGCCGGCGGCCGCCAGCGUCGCGACGCAAACGGUGGACGUGCUGCUGCUGCAGGGUGUCGACGCCGCCCAGGACCUGUCGCCGCUCACCGAGGCGGAGGAUGGCUUCUACGGGGAGGCACUGCGGCGGCAGCACCACCAGCACCAGCAGCACCACCCGUCCGAGUACGACAUCAUGAUGGACGGUGGUGAGAGCGGGCUGCUGCCCGGGUGUGUGGCGCCGGCCCCUACGCCCGCACCCUCCAUCGCGCCGCUGGCCGAGGUCGAGCUAGACCCGCCCGACGACGAGCCGGACGAGGAGGAGCAGGAGGACGGCGGGGGGCUGGAGGAGGGGACCGGGCGGCUCGACGGGGAGCCCACGGGAGCGGCCCAGGAGCCACCGGGUGCGGCGACGCUAGGGGCACCACCACAACAACCACCGUCCAGCUCCGGAGCGGGAGGCGCGGACGAGCUGGCGAGGCGCCGCAAGCGCCGCGAGCGCAGGGACCGUCCCCCCGAGCCGGGCACGUUGCGGGCGCAGAAGAGCGAGGAGGAGAACAGCGAACGGAAGGGCGAUGCCGUCUGCCCGUGGGAUGACGAGAGCGAAUCAGCGGCGGAUGAUGCACCGUACGUGAAGACCUACUCCACGCUGGGCUACCUGUAGGGUGGUUUCGGUGGAGCUAGAACCAUCCUACAGGUGGUAGAAGCGGCCGGGUACGCAAUUGCGAUAUGGUGGAACGAACGGAAUGGUGCGGAAUCAGGAGCCAAACGCAUCCAAGCGAAGCCAGCCGCCGUUUGAUACAGCAUCGUUCAGUACAGUGGCCGUGUACCGUUUGCAGCACAGAGUUUGACUUCGUACUCCUUCGGCGUUGGUGUCGGUGUCGAUGCAUUACCUACACACAUUCGAUGUGGUUUAGUUCUCGCUUGAUUGAGUGUCUUAAACAUCACUGUUGGUCGUAAUCAUUUCUGCUCACUGUACAAAGGCGUUGACUUUACUUUAAAUUGUUGCCUUCAGUUUUGCCACAAUUCCAAUUCGUGUAUUGUUGUUUUUUCAUCUCUUGUGAUUAUUUCUGGAACCAGAACUCCUUGUGUUUUUUUUCUCUAUCUCGUUGAGUAUGCUAGCGUUACGAUCCACCUGCCUGCGCGAAACGCAGCGCUUACGUCCCAUAACGCACGGCACACCGGCAUAUCGAUUCCCCGGUCGGCCAAAUCGAGCAGCCGGACUCCCCGGGCCCAGGCCGACUAAGAGAUUCCAGUGGCCCAGUCGGCGUGUAUGUUGCCGCGCGGGUGCAACCGCAAACCGAUCAGCUUCGUACCGACGGGAUGAUUUCGCACGAUCACCGGGCUGCUGAACAGGUCCUACCCGACUGACGUUACGCGAUACUACCAUCGCUCGCGAAACAUCGGUCGGACACGUGAUGAGCCUCCGUGUGCUACCGAAUGUCGGAGUGGGCCAACCAACUGUCAGAUGCUGCCCGGUGGCUGUGGUGAUACAGCAACAUCCAUCCCUCCCCUUCCUAAGAAGUCGAUCGGUACUAGAAGCUGAUCCGGAGCCUUUGCCAAGCAUCCCGUGCCGCCGUCUCCGGCGGGUAGCCAUACACGCUGCCAGUGCCACCUUUACGAGUGAAUCUUGGAGCCUCCGUGGCGAUUAGCCGCGGCAGGUUUGGGCCCGGCCGCGAUUCUGCUUUCGAUUUGUGGAGCGGGAAGCAUUUGUGUUCUUCUUUUCAAACUGGGUUGAAAGGGUGGGGGAAUGCAGAUAGUAGCAACAAGAACAACAAUAACAACAAACCCGUGUUUGAAAGCACCUUUUGGCAUUAUACUAGCAGCAGCACUCUUACAAGCAGUAAUAUCAGUCUUCCGAUUUGAGAGUGAUGAUCGCACACGCGCACACGUUUGCGGCGUCGGCGCACCAAUGGAUGUGAUGCAAGUGCUGCCAGAGAUCUCAGGUUUUAGACCGGUUGCGGUGCAAUAAUUUCGAAUAUAUCUCAAAAUGUACACAUAGUACACAGCUACCAACGUACGCUCGAAACACAUCAUACUCAUACGUACGCAUCUAGUAGUAAUUAGUGGAAGGGAGAUGGAGCUGACAACAAUGUAAACAUUUAAAGCAACAGCAAACAACAUAAUUAGGACAUCCGUUGAUAUCAUGCGGAGUAUAUUACUCAUAGUAGUCAGGUUAGUAAUUUGCUGCAGUGGAGCUCCGUAGCUCCACCAGCGCAGUAGUAGUGGGUACCGGGUAGCGUUAAUUGAUUGUGCUACAGGGCCAGCUCAGUGCACGUGUUGGCUUAAUAUUUAGCUACUAGUGUGCGAACGGGGCCAUGGACCCGUCUUAGUCUGUAGUAACCAAAAAAAGAGGAAAAACAAAGAAAAAUAGCGUUUUAAACUCAAAUCACUCAAGUCUAGAGCUAACAAACAUUGCUGUACCGUUUGGUUGUGUACGUGAGAACGCCUUGGUUGAACUCUUCGGUUUGCGUUACUGCAACAAACACUCAGCCAAGCACUCAGCGUGCAAUUGAGUGCGUUAGUUCGCUCGAGUUGUGGGUAGGAAGCGUUACUCAGAAGCGUUAUACACCCCCAACUACCACCGGCUUUAGUUGCUGAUCUGUUUUUGCUUUUUUUUCAACACUGCGGACCAUUUGCCAGUUCCGCCAGAUCAGAAGUAGUAGAUUGAUUUCGUGCUGCACAACGCUGGUAGACGUUGUAGAUAGUACACAGUUUUGCGUUUGUAGCGUGCUUGCCUUCCAUGUGUUUGCGAAUGACUUUUGGGUUUGGAAACCAUCGUAACACCCUGCCCGGGUGCUACAGUGUUCACACGCAAUAUAGGGUAUAGGAGUAAAGCCUCAACCCCCCCCCCCCCCUUCCCCUCACACCACUACAUUAUUCUCUCCCUCAACUUUAGGCUAACUAACUAGCUCACCGACUAUUCACUCCCAUCUUGCUACGCCUGUUAAGCAACUCAAAUUUGCUUCAUUCAGUAUCCGCACUCAACCAACUAUCUUGAAAUAGAGCAGGCAAUUGACAUUUCGCAAUACAUAUACAUAUAAAUAUACAGUAGAUGUGUAACGAUUAUGCCCAUAUACGCUGCUUACAGCAUAACAUGAGAAGCAAAAGCAAACACCGAUAACCCAAAAGCAAAAACUUAGCAACUCAAUAUGCCUCUAGCAACAGCACUACAGAACGGAGCGGACGAACAGUCCUGAAUGCAAUACCGGCACGACCCGAAACCACGGCAACAGCGCUGUGUUUUGCCAGCCGGAUGAAACGUAUCUCAAGUAUUAUUAACACUUUGCUAAGCUUAGGACUCGUCAACACUAGCGCUCGCAAACUAGUAAACUUGGCGGUAGUGCUAGGACAAGCGUGUGAGAUGCUUUAGUAUAGAUACAUAAGUAAAGUAAACAUAACACCUAGUGGACACAAUUUAGGAGGUAAGCGAUGGAGCGAGAGAGAGAGAGAGAGAGGAUGGUAGAGGGGGAGGUUAGUGCGUGUGAUGCUAGCGUAAUGGGUGUGCGCAUAUGGGGACAGCUGGAAACCGAACCGAGCGGGUCGAUUGACCCGAGAGAUUGAAGACGGAACCGGUAUCGUGUGCUUCCCGGCAGGGGGCGUUCGAGGCGUUUGCCCCGCUCAGGAAGGCAGUGGCGGAGUUCACUAGCAGGCUUGGAGCUUUGAUUUAUCGUUCAAAGGGAAGCGCUGCGGUACGUUUAGUACCCAGCGUGGUAGUAUAAACUCGUUUAGUUGUUAUUUUUAGUAAAUUAUUUCGAUUGCCUUUGUACAGUGUUGCAGUGGUAGUGAGCAAACUCUCACCAACGUGCUUGCGAUACAAAUUUCUUCUACUUAAAAAUAGCACUCAGUUACUUACACGAAACUCAUCUUACGUCCUAUGCGUUACUACUAACACAACGAUUGGUGCGGGUCGAAUGUAUGACAGCGGUGCUUAGUAUACAUCGGACACUACUGUCGACGCUGCUGUCAGCUGCUUUGCGAUCACGAUGCAAACAUGAUCUCUGUGCCACCUUGCCACAUAUCUGUACCGUCAAUGCCGUGGAGCUGGUCGAGCCGAGGACAAGGUCUGAAAGUGCCGGCUCAUCUUCGCUGCCUGAAGGAACUGGGAUGAAACAGCAUGCAAUAAUCGUAACCGAGUGAUGGAGUGAGCAGGCAGAAUGCAAGGACCUUAGCUGGGGUGACGGGUAAUAACAAAGUAGCGAGAAAUAAAUGGAGAGAAAGAGUAUGUGUGUAUGUGAGUGAAUAGAGGAUCCAUUUUCCCCAAAACAAUAGAAGACAAACAGAUGUCUGAACAAAUUUCAUGUAUGAUCCAUGUGAAUGGUUGUUGUUUUACAAAUAUAAAAGGCAGGAAUAGAUGAAACAAAAACACACACAACAAACACUACACUAGAAAAGCUAUUUUCUAUUUACUCUAAUAACAAAUCACAAAAAGAAAGAGAGAGAAAAAUAAAGAAAGAAAGAGCGAGAGAGAGAGCGAGAGAGAGAGAGAGAGAGAGAGAGUAUAGUACCGUAUAAACUAACAAAUCAAGCGCAAAAAAUUGUCAUAACUCUAUGAAAUAAAAACAAAACAAAACAAAGAGGGAAAGAGGUCACGAAAAAUAACAAACUGGUACACUUUAGUACAGAAACGAAACAUGCAAAAGAGAAGAGAAAGCGAAAGAAAGAUAGAAAGAGAGAAAGGAAAAGCACAAAAUCGAACAAAGAUUGCAGUGAACGCAGUAAAACAAGCUCAAAAACAAAAGUAAAAGGAAGAUAAGCGCAAGCAAAACAAGAACAAAAAACCCCAUGAUUGUGACACAGUCGUACAACCGUGUGUGUUUGUAUGUAUGUGUGAGUGUCUGUAUAUGUAUGUGUAGUAUUUAGCUGUUUUUUUUGCGAGGCGGCACUAGAUAGUGUAAAGCGGGAUAGACUCAUAACCCAACAGCAAGUGGCUCUGCUUGGCCAACAUCAGUCCAAUUUUGGGAUGCCUAUUAAUCAAUCAGUAACGGUAGCUGCACGAGGUAGUACAUUUGUUCUUGUGUGAAGUUUGGGCAGAUGUAUUGCGAGCGAUGAGAUUAGGAAGGAAGGAAGGAAAAAAAGAAAGAAAAAAAAAACACGGAUCAGCGCAAAAAGCGUUCAAACUAUCCAGCCUUGAUUUGCUACGUUCCAUUGUGAUAUACUUUCUUGUUUGCUUUGAUGAGCAUUUGUUGCACUGGUUUUUAGUUUGUAUCUCUUUUACCCUUCUGUACUUCACAUCUUCAAAGUUUCCAGUUGCAUGGAAAAGUAAUUCAUGCUAAAAGUUUAAUCCAGCAUUAAAUUCAUCUUCUAUAAACAAAAGUUUAGCAAAAUUGAGUGAUAGCAACAUUAGUAAACACUGGGUACCACAGAAAAAAAAAACUGCACGAUAACGAGUGAGAUCACAACGCAAAAAAAAAAACAAAACAUGGAAAAGAGAUAAAACAUAGCAAAGGAUAAAGCUUUAGAACAAGCUGCAGGCAAACAGAUGGGCCAAAGGCGCAUACGUAACAUCCAGCUGUCCGUUCGCUAACAUGGCAACCGAAUUAACCCCAUAUUGGAUAACAGUUGAAUUAGUAAGAUAAUAAAAUAACGGCAGCGAGUGAGCGGAAAAGAAAGAGAGAAAGAAAGAAAGAAUAAGAGAAUCCAAGUGAGAGAGAAAGAGAGAGAAAGAUGGAGUGCGAAAGAGCAAGCAAAACAUCUAGUGCGAGAAAGGUAAAAAGGGAAAUGGUAAUUUAAAAUAACGAAGUAUGUAAAAAAUGCCACCGGUUAGAGUGUAAUUUGACUUAUUAAUACUGGAUAGCAUACUCAGCAAAACCCCUAUUUAAAAAAAACACACACACUCACACACAUGAGGAACUGCACUUCCAAAACAGCCCGAAACACCUUAUAUUUACAGUAAAUUUUCUGCACGAAAAGCGCAGGACAAGAGACGGCGGAGUUUGGUUUUUUGUUUACUUAGUAUUUUGGUCGAGCAAAUUGCGUUACGUACGAUCCGGACACAGGGACAGGACGCGAAACGGUGAAAAUGGAGGAAAAAGCAGAACAAGCACAAAACAUAAAAAAAAACCCCUGCUAGUUGAUAGCAGUAAACGAGCCUAAUUUAGUGACAAGGAAAUUUGUGACAGUGAAAGCUUCUUGCAGCGCAUUGUAAGAGACGGUGGACGUCUUUAAAAAAAACAAGAGGGGAAAAAGGUGAAGUAGUACAAUGAGUAAUAAAAUCUACCAGGAAAAGUAAAGACUCACGAAUGCACGAAGGAAGGUAAGAGAAUUUGAGAGAGCUAUAGGGCGAGAGACAGAAAAGGAGAAGUAGAGCAAUGGAUAGGAAGAAAGUAGGAGAGACUAAAGGAAGAGAGCAAGCGAUAGAUGGUGCAAAAUGAAACGGACACGAAAGAGAGUGCAGGCUAGAUCGUUUAGAGAAAUUGGUGAGUUUAUUAAAAUUGUUACAAAAAAAAAUUCCAAAUCUAAGUGUUACAACAAAAAAAAAGAGAAGAAACAUAGCUGCAUUGUGCGUUUUAGCGAUACAAAUUUGGGCGAUAAAAUUAGGAUUAUAGCAUUAGGCCUUUGAUUUGUUUUUAAGUCCAACAUAUUGAUUUGCGUAUCCGGGUGUUGAUAGUGGCAUGAACUUAAUAGAGCAAACCAAGCGAACAAAAAAAAAACAGAAAAAAGGCAAACAAGUUAUCUAACGACACUUGUGCACACCAAACUACUAAGAGGUGCAAGAGAACGGUAUAAGAGUGAUAGUAUUAAAGAGGAAAUCAAGUAGAGUGCAAAAAGGUGGUAGGAAAUAUAACAAAAAAAAAGACAAAAAGUAUAUAUAUAUGAAGAAAAAAAAAACACACACACACUCACACAACCAAAUGGAAAGCUUUGGCGGGAGAAGCAGCUUGAACGCCACUGUUCAAAUCAAACGCUACAUACUCGAACAAUUCCCACUUUGCAAUCGGCCAUGCAUAGGGAGAGCGGAUGUCCGGAGCGGAGUUUAGACCGGUGGGAGUUCGUUUCUUGGGUUGCCACUUCUCUGUAGUACAGUAUGUACUGUACGCGAGGAACUUUUUAGCGCAAAUGCUUGACAUGAAGGUGUCAUUUUCAAACUCGAGAUAAAUGUUGAAAUUCCUCGCUACCCCUUGUUUCGGAUGCUCUGGUUCACUUGUAAAGUAGACCAAAGCUUUACUCGCAGUACUAAAAUGUAGCAACAAUCAAAAGGAAGUAAACGGUAGUGGUGCCUCCGUCAUCUAUACUACACAAAUUGGGUGUCCUUGCUCAAAGAUGGCACACCGUACUGUUGGUGGAUUUGAGCUAACACUUACACGUACUAACUACAAAGCAAACUUUCACAAUUAAAUUUGUGCUCCGCUUACGUCUGUCCCAUUGAACACCGGGUGAUAAGUACACCGUUUAGCCUGCAUGUCUGCGUAUGUGUGUGUGUUGGUGUUUACUAGCGUGCAGCAUACCAGUGAUGUAUCGCAUGUGGUGGACGGUUUACACUAAGCGCGCAGAGUUGAAAAAUCCACAAAUUUGGCUACUAAGCGUAACGCAUCCAAGGCCCGCUCGCUCUCUCUCUCUCUCUCUCUCGCUCUCGCGCAUGACAUCGUUGUAACGCUGAGAAAUCAAAACGCAAAAAAAAGAAAUAUUUAAAAAAAGUAACACAGCCACACUCAUCCACAUGAAACUAUACAUCCUUAACUACAUGCUGCGCAGUCCAUUUAUCCUUGCAUUGGAUUGAUGUGAAAUUCAAAAUUAUCAAAACAAAUACAAAAACCAAAAAAAAAAAACAACAAACUCUUAAACCGCUGUGAAUGUUAUGAAUAUUUAAAAGAUAUAAAAUUGAUAUGAAUCGAAACGAAGAACAAUUGUGUGUGUGUUUGAGAAUGGGAGGAUAUAAGCGGCAGAGACAGGGACAGCGAGAUAGAGAGAUAAGAUGAAAGAUGGAGUGACAAGGUGAGAGAGAGAGAGAAGGAGAUAGAGAGAGAUAAAGCGAAGAAAAAAGAAACAGAUACCGAAGAGAGGAGAGGGCGUUAGUGUGCAAGUAACACUGUAAGAGAGGGUGAGAAUGUGUGGGAAAGAAUAGGAGUAGGAAUAAGCGAGUAAGUGCAGGUGACAGCUGGUUUAAGUAGUGCAGACAUUGCAUUGCAUCUUGACGUCUGGCGAAGAGUGUAUGAAUGUUUGGAAAGAAUGCACAGAAAGAGAGAGAGAGAGAGAGAGAGAGAGAGAGAGAGAGAGAGAGAGAUAGAGAGAGAGAGAGAGAGAGAGAGAGAGA
Messenger RNA from Anopheles coluzzii, 14061 nucleotides. RefSeq lists its product as uncharacterized. The transcript has 13 exons. Gene Ontology annotation, biological process: regulation of G protein-coupled receptor signaling pathway; intracellular signal transduction; G protein-coupled receptor signaling pathway. Bases 2593 to 6471 code for a protein of 1292 amino acids. The record is from RefSeq and is a predicted model, not a curated record. NCBI's taxonomy places the organism in Eukaryota, Metazoa, Arthropoda, Insecta, Diptera, Culicidae.